This is a messenger RNA of Fomitiporia mediterranea MF3/22, 204 nucleotides long. RefSeq lists its product as uncharacterized. The record is from RefSeq and is a predicted model, not a curated record. The transcript is spliced from 2 exons. The coding region runs from base 1 to 204 and encodes 67 amino acids. NCBI's taxonomy places the organism in Eukaryota, Fungi, Basidiomycota, Agaricomycetes, Hymenochaetales, Hymenochaetaceae.
AUGGGCACGUCCUCGCCAGCUCGCCCUAUUGACAUGUGUAAUGUACGCGUAUUGUUUAGUUACUUUGGUGGGAAGCUCAUCCAGUGUUAUCGUUCUCAAAUGCGGCAGACCCUCAACGGCACAAGACCUUCUAAGUUGCUUUGGUGGGAAGCUCAUCCAGUGUUGUCAAAUGCGGCAGACCCUCAACAGCACAAGACUUUCUAA